CUGACCUUCUACUCAGUACGCGUUGAUCAGUCGAUCGUAAGACGCUGAAUGCGAAACACCUUCCAUAUACUUAAAAACCUGACUAAAUAAUACUAUUGUUUUAAGUACUGUAAUUGAAGAAUUGUGUCAAAGUGAUUAACUAUAAUGAAAACAAGAAAAAUGGUAGCUAAUGUACCGAUUGUUCGCACCACUAGGGGAUGGUAAAUAAGUGGACUGUAUGGAUUUGAUAGGCGCGGUUUAUUGCCUUUCCAAUUACAAAUUUAAAGAUAUCGCGGACAAACAAUUAAUUUAAAUUAUAGCGAAUAAUUAUGUCGACCGUCGUCCGUGAUGUCCAAGCGCGAAGAGAAAAAAAAAAGGUCUCUGCCCCUCUCGCUCCGUCGCCCCCUCACCGCACCGCGCUCCGCCGCGCAGCUCGCCACGACGACUCAUAAGAAGGUAGGCGGCCGCUAUCGCGUCUGCCGAGGGUAUGUUGGGUUUGAUUCCCAACACCGAUAAACUAAAUAUUUUGUUGUCUACUUAUAGUGUUCCAAGUUAUUGUUUAAGUUUAAAAUUAGAUUUAUAUAAACAAAUAUGAUUACCAGAUUAAUAGAGAAAUUAUUUAAUUAAAAUAACUUACACUAAAAAAGUAGCAUAAAAAAAAGAUAAAAAUAAAUAUAUAAAAAUUACGUUUAAAAAAUGGCGCCUUCAAAAAAUACUUACGCGUUUAAUAAGGAUAAGGAUGACAGUAAUAUAGAAAUGAGUGCUUCUAAGAUCAGUAAACUACAAUACAGCUAUGAAGAGGCCUUGGAAAUUACUGGACAUGGGAAGUACAACUACGGUCUACUCCUGACCUGUUUCGUGCUGAUCAUCGCCAUGGGGAUCGACAUCUUCGGGCUGGGCAUCAUCGUGACAGCCUCCACCUGCGACCUCAAUCUCACCCUCAGCCAGAUUGGCAUACUGUCUUCCAUGUCUUUUGCUGGUAUAAUAGUAAUGUCAUACCCUUGGGGCUACCUGUCUGACACAAGAGGCAGGAGACUAGUCCUGAUGUGGGCCAUGAGUGGUAGCUUCAUCAGUUCAGCCAUCAGCAGCCUGUCUCCUUCCUGGCAGGUGCUGGCUGCUUUGAGAUUCAUCAGCUCAGCACUGUCAAGUGCGGCAGAGUCGGCAACUUACGCCUUAAUUGGAGAAUGUUGCGGCGUGAAGGUCAGAGCCAAGUACAUGCUGCUCAUCACCAGUGCAUUGAUGAUCACACCCACUUUGUAUUAUAUAACCGCUUACCUCAUAAUGAAGCUGGACUUCACAUACUACCUCCUUGGCAUUGUCUACCGACCCUGGCGUCUCCUGACCCUCAUAAUGGCACUCCCGCUGGGUCUUAGUGCCCUCCUGCUGUGGUACUUCAGCGAAAGUCCCAAGUUCUUGGCCAAUGUAGGGAGAAACGAGGAAGCUGUCAAGGUGCUGAAGAGGAUCUACGUGGCUAAUGGACAUGAUGUGGAUUCGUUUCCAAUAAAACAAAUCUACCUAGAGGACGGCAAUAAGGAGGAAGUAGGAGUGUUCUCCCUCCACUCCCUCUGGGUUCAAAUUGCUCCUCUCUUCAAACCGCCUCUGCUUUGGAAGACUGCCUUAUUGUACUACCUCACCUUCGUCACAUACAUCGCUAACAACAGCUUCGCGAUCAUCCUGCCGACAAUCUUCAACAUCUUCUUUACGUCGUACGCCACCAGUGCAGCUGAUGCCUCCUUCUGCGACCUGUUCCAUCUGAGCAAUACUACUACCACUGCCGUUGAAAUGGAGCCGACUACCUGUAAGAACAGUAUCGAAGACAACACUAUCUGGGCCGGCUGCGCGCAUGGAAUGUCUUUCUUCUUGCUCAACGCUCUCAUCUCACAAUGUGCUGGAAAGAGAAAGCCGAUGACCAUCAUCAUCCUGCUAAUAGCUGCCGCAGCGGGCGCUGGCAUCAACAACACGGGUGAAGCCAUAUCAGGGCUGGUCCUCUUCUACAUAUUCCUCACCACCGCCAUGGUCUUCGGAGUCAUUUCCUCGUACUUCGUGGACUUGUACCCAACGUCUUAUAGGGGUAUGAUUGCCUGCCUGGGUAUGAUGGUUGCCCGACUGAGCGCAUUCGCUGGCACAAACAUACUGAGCGGUGCUAUGACUGACCACUGCUCAGUAGCACUGUAUUCCGGGGCUGGUAUCGUACUCAGUGGUGCUGUAGCGGCUUUGUUCUUACCUUCAGACCGUUCUAUACGAUCGUGAUUGAAA
Spodoptera exigua (beet armyworm) is the source of this 2235-nucleotide messenger RNA. NCBI's taxonomy places the organism in Eukaryota, Metazoa, Arthropoda, Insecta, Lepidoptera, Noctuidae. The record is from the annotation of a GenBank genome assembly.